Sinocyclocheilus rhinocerous is the source of this 3327-nucleotide messenger RNA. It is a transcript of the gene zranb1a, whose product is annotated as zinc finger, RAN-binding domain containing 1a. Gene Ontology annotation, molecular function: cysteine-type deubiquitinase activity; K63-linked polyubiquitin modification-dependent protein binding. NCBI's taxonomy places the organism in Eukaryota, Metazoa, Chordata, Actinopteri, Cypriniformes, Cyprinidae. The transcript has 11 exons. Gene Ontology annotation, biological process: cytoskeleton organization; protein K33-linked deubiquitination; protein K29-linked deubiquitination. Gene Ontology annotation, cellular component: nucleus; cytoplasm. The coding region runs from base 663 to 2738 and encodes 691 amino acids. The record is from RefSeq and is a predicted model, not a curated record.
GACAUGAAACUGGAAAAUGUGAAUAUUGUAAUAUGGAGGAAAAUGUAGAGCAUGUUAUAAUGAAGUGUCCAAGAUACGGAAAGGAAAGAAAGAUACUGAUUGAUGUCCUCAAGGAAAAUAAAGAAAAACUUAAUUUGAUGAACAUUUUGGGGAAUAAAUCAGGGGAUAAAAACUUUCAAUUUUUAAUGCGUUAUUUAAAGGACACGGGAUUAUAUAAUAGAAUUUAGUGAAGAGUACGGUCCUGAUCCACACUCCUAAUCAGUAGGUGGCGGUAAUGCACCUAAAAGUUGUAUGCCAUCCGCCAUUAAACACCAAGAAGAAGAAGAAGAAUCAGCGGCGUUGCGUCUGAUCACGUGCACGUGACGCUGCGCGAGAAGCUGGUCGGUUUUAUUUUGUCAGCGCCGCCAUUAAAUCCGCAUCCAAAUCAACAUUCAGAGAUUAGAAACAGUAUUCAUCGACAUAAAAACGCCGUUCAACGACUGAUAUAAAGCCCGGAGAUUAAACGACACAAUGGAGGUCGAAUAACAACGAUAAAGACAGACUGAGGUGAUUUAAGUCUCUUUCAUGAGGAGCUGCGCGCUGAGCGAUAUUGCUGUCUCCGUGUCAAUGUGUGAGCCUGAUGUAAGUGUGUGUUGUUGAGUGUGUGUGUGUGCUGAUCCAUCAUGACAGAGCUGUGUGUGAAGUGGUUGUGUGAGUACUGCACAUAUGAAAACUGGCCGUCUGCUAUUAAGUGCACCAUGUGCCGAGCGCAGCGGCCCAGCGGAACCAUCAUAACAGAGGAACUGUUCCCGAGUGGCGCCGGACACCGGUGUGACCCCGUGUGCAACGACAGCCUGCUCAUCUGCCCCGAUUCCAGCGCCCGGCCCCGCGUCCGCCCGGCCCAGUCCUCCGAGCACAGCGGCAAAUGGUCGUGUCAGGUGUGCACUUACCUGAACUGGCCCAGAGCGAUCCGCUGCACCCAGUGCCGCAGUGUCCGGCAGCGUGUCUGCAGCCCCACAGAAACCCCGCAGACGUCCGGAACCGGCCCUCCAGCGGAUCCGUGUGAGGAAUACAACAACCGGAACCGACUCCACACGCGAGCGCAGUGCUGGACCUGCUCGGUCUGCUCAUAUGAGAACUGGCCCAAAUCCUCUCGCUGCGUGGUGUGUGACCACCCCAGACCCAACGACGCCUUCCAGCCGCGCGAGUCUGACGAGCCCUCGUCCGUGAUUAACGAGCGGGACCGUGGCCGAGCGCGGGGCGUGUGCAGCGGGGCGCAGCGACUCUCGCCUGCCUCCUCUAAACGUGAGGCGGAGCUGCAGAUCGAGCUGGCCGCUGGAGCUCAGAGCGGGAACGAGGAGAUCGAGGUGGACUUCAAGAAGCUCAAACAGAUCAAGAACCGCAUGAGGAAGACAGACUGGCUGUUUCUCAACGCCUGCGCUGGUGUAGUCGAAGGCGAUCUGUCUGCGGUGGAGGCCUACAAGUCCUCAGGAGGAGACAUCGAGCGUCAGCUGACCUCCGACGAGGUGCGUCUGCUCAAUCGACCCUCAGCGUUCGACAGCGGCUUCACUCUCGUUCACCUCGCCAUCCGCUUCCAGAGACAGGACAUGCUGGCCAUUCUGCUGACGGAGGUUUCCCAGCAAGCCGUCAAAUGCAUCCCAGCGAUGGUUUGUCCUGAACUGACGGAGCAGAUCCGCAGAGAGAUCAGUGCAUCGCUGCACCAGCGCAAGGGAGACUUCAACUGCUACUUCCUGACAGACCUCGUCACAUUCACCCUGCCGGCAGAUAUUGAAGAUCUGCCUCCUGCCGUUCAGGAGAAGCUCUUUGAUGAAAUCCUCGACCGUGACGUUCAGAAGGAGCUGGAGGAGGAGUCUGCGGUCAUUAACUGGUCUCUGGAGCUGGGCACGCGUCUGGACAGCCGUCUGUACGCUCUGUGGAACCGCACCGCUGGAGACUGUCUGCUGGACUCCGUUCUACAGGCCACAUGGGGCAUCUAUGAUAAAGACUCUGUGCUGAGAAAAGCUCUCCAUGACUGUUUACACGACUGCUCUCACUGGUUCUACUCACGCUGGAAGGAGUGGGAAUCGUGGUAUUCUCAGAGUUUUGGGCUUCAUUUCUCUCUGAGAGAAGAACACUACGUUGAAUCAGGUCAAUCUUCCUGUUUUCUGUCACUGCAGCCCGGGGCGAGUUUGGAGCAGACUCAUAUAUUUGUUCUGGCUCAUAUCCUGCGGCGGCCCAUCAUCGUUUACGGAGUGAAGUAUUACAAGAGUUUUCGUGGGGAAACUUUAGGCUACACUCGAUUUCAAGGUGUUUACCUGCCGUUGCUAUGGGAACAGAGCUUCUGCUGGAAAAGUCCCAUCGCUCUUGGUUACACGAGAGGUCACUUCUCUGCUCUGGUUGGCAUGGAAACCGACGGCUACGAUAAUCGCGGCGCAGGCGCCAACCUCAACACUGACGAUGACAUCACCGUGACCUUCCUGCCGCUGGUGGACAGUGAGAGGAAGCUACUGCAGAUCCACUUCCUGUCAGCACAAGAGAUCGGACGCGCAGAGCGCUUCGAUCAGGGCUUUAGACUGACGGCUGAUGUGUGUGUGUGUGUCUCUCUGUGUGUGUGUGUGUGUGUCUGUGUGAGCAGCAGACGCAGACAUCACCCGCUCAUCACGCAGAUGCUGGAGAAGUGGCUUGAUGGGUACCGGCAGAUGCCCCCGUGUCCCACGCUCUCCGACGGCGAGGAUGAGGAGGACGACGAAGACGAGUGACCCCCUGAAACCAUUUCAACACUGUUCCACACACGCCCUCUUUCCCAGAAUGCAAUGCGACCACCCCCACGGGCUGAAAAUCUUUGUGUUUAGUCAAAUUAAUUUUGUUUUUUUGAAUUUCUCUCCAGCGAAACUGUACGUUUGUAUCCACCGUAUGUAAUCGUGCUGCAUGUGGCUCUUUAAACAUGGAAUGAUGAGAAUAAAAGUGUAUUAAACGAACACUUCCACAAAGCACAUGUUCUUUAGAGGAUUUGAAUCUGAUCGCAGGAAUCAGAGUUUAUGAUUUAACUGGCACUAAACGAUUCAGUAUGAAGACGUGCACAUUUCUCACCAGUGUUUGUGUUUGCUUCUGUUCUUUCUCUCGCUCUGUUGUUGAUUUGAUUGUAUUUAUUUAUGUCUUUCCUCUCUCUCUCUCACUGGAUACUGAGCCUCGUGUUAACAGACGCCAGACUCGUACUGUGAGGAGAGUCAUGAAGAGUUUACUGACAUGUUGAACCUGUACCUCAUUUGUGAUGUCAGGUGAUUCUGAACAAGAGGAGAGCGAAUCACACGGCUUUAACAUUAAACUAGAAACACGUCUGCUCUCUCA